Sphaeroforma arctica JP610 is the source of this 933-nucleotide messenger RNA. RefSeq lists its product as hypothetical. The record is from RefSeq and is a predicted model, not a curated record. Bases 67 to 723 code for a protein of 218 amino acids. NCBI's taxonomy places the organism in Eukaryota, Ichthyosporea, Ichthyophonida. The transcript has a single exon.
UGUCCAUAUGAUGGAUGAUUUAAUUUGAGUGCUAAAUGGAUCAUACGAAGUACGCUAAGCGCAUGUAUGUCAUCUACGGCAGAUAAUACAACCGUAGAACUCUUAGUUGUGCUUAGAAUGGAGUUCACAGUCUAUAAUCAAAAACCACAUUUCUGCCCCUGCUCAACCCUUUUUAACCGAUACUUCAAGUCGGCCAACGGUAUAAAUGUAGUUUGGUACACUCCUGUACCGUGGCGCCUCUUUUUGUUACCAAGUGUACUACCAACUUCAUCCGGAUUGCUUCAUUCGGUCGCCUUUGUCUCGUUCUAUCAGUGCCUGAGAUGCCUGUCUGGAAGAGCUUCACACGGACUCGUGCACGCUGUAAUACCCUUCAAUGUUACACACUACAUCAAGCACCUUGACAUACCUGCACACAUGGGCGUGACUAUGGACGCACUAAUACGAGUGGCGCGAUGUAGACAGGAUGGGGUGUUGUGUGCGAAGUCCCGUAGUCAUAGGCGUACACGACCCAAGGCUACGUACGAUAUGCCGGAUGUACAAUCUUUUCACGUGGACAACACAUACGUGCGGAAGUGCAUGUGUUUUCAAUGCACCAAGACCAUCGUGACAAAAUUUGAAUACAAUACGAUAGUAUCGCAUAUAUAUGUAAAGUUGAAUGCACAUAUCUGUGGUAUAUGUGUAUCCGUAGUAUGCGAUACACAUACACAGCUCCCACCUGAGUGAACUCGGCAUGACCCUGCAAGCAUCCCGCCCUCGUCAUCGUAUGCAGCCCUAUAGGGAUACAACCAAGGCUGUGCCAUCGCGAUACUGGCGAACUCCAUCUGGUAUUGGGCAUUGCCUGCUAAAACAUAGAACCCAGACCGUCCAACCACUUUACAAAGGCACCACACGCAGCACACAUGUCAAGCUACAGCCGAGCCGACAGGCCAAUAA